CCUGCGCGCGAGCGUGGCCCCGCUUUCCAAGGGUGGGCCGAGGGGUUUGUUGCGUGCCCGCCUUUCAUGCCUCUCUACCCUUUCCAGACUCCCCCAAAGAUUCCUCCGAAUCUUUCUUCCUUCUAUUCCUCUACCACUUCCCCCCACCCGUUCGACCAAAAAUCUCACCGAAACUAUAAAACAAGCACCCUCCAACUCCGGCCGACGGGCCUCAUAGAAACCGAUAUAGUCCCGCAUCGGAAUUUUUCCGAGAUGCUGAAAGCCUUAAGUUCCACUUCUUCUCACCUCAGCAAUGCCUCGUCCUCUUUCUCUUACCUCCAGACCCAGACAUCCAGCCUCCUCGUAUGCUCCUCCUUCCACCGCUUGCCCGGCUCCCGGAAGGCCGUCGCCUCCCCCAUCCCAGCGCCAUCUGCGCCGUCAAUCCGCCGGCCUGAUGGCGAUCGCUGCUUCCCGUGGAGUACUUCUUAUUCGGUGUCCACCUCGAAGUCGAGACGGGACGGCACCGGCGAGUUGCAGCUGUUCCUGGAGGUGGUCCCGCCCAGACUGCGGCGGGAGCUGGCGCGCCACGGGGAGAUCCGGGAGCUGAUCGAGGUAGUGAUGGAUCUCGGGAGGAAGCCCAUCGCCCGAUUCCCGUCCGGUGAUUGGAUCAUAUCAGAGCAGCCUGUCGCGCUCGAUGACCUUCGGCAUGCCGUCUCCAAGGUUGGUGAUUUUGCUGAUGACAACCGCUCUGGUAUCAAUCAUUCCUUGCAUCGGAUUAGUGCUAUUCGGAAUCGUAAGAUGCACAUAAUUGGCCUUACAUGCCGAGUGGGUCGUGCAAUAUCGGGAAGUGCGGAGACGAUACGUGAUUUGGUUGAGGGUGGGGGUUCUAUUUUGGUAAUCGGACCUCCUGGGGUUGGCAAGACGACCUUGAUCAGGGAAAUAGCUAGAGUGCUAGCAGAUGAGCACAUGAAACGUGUUGUGGUAGUAGACACAUCAAACGAAAUUGGAGGAGAUGGGGAUGUACCUCACUCGGGAAUCGGGCGUGCUAGGAGAAUGCAAGUUCCCAAUGUCAACAUGCAGCACAGUGUCAUGAUAGAAGCAGUUGAAAAUCACAUGCCAGAAGUCAUUAUAAUUGAUGAAAUUGGAACAGAACUUGAAGCAAUGGCAGCCAGCACUAUCGCUCAAAGAGGCGUCCAGCUUGUUGGAACAGCACAUGGAGUAACAAUUGAGAGCAUAAUAAAAAAUCCUUGUCUGCAGACGCUUGUUGGUGGGAUAGAGAGUGUUACACUUGGUGAUGAUGAGGCCAGAAAAAGGAAAGUACAGAAAACAAUACUUGAGAGGAAAGGACCUCCUACAUUUACUUGUGCUGUGGAGAUGAUAUCCAAGACUGAGUGCCGAGUUCAUCACAAAUUAGAAGCUACUGUAGAUGCUAUUCUGGCAGGUAAGUCUCCUCUGUUUGAAGUACGUAAGGUGGAUUUCAAAUCUAGCAAUUCAACAAAUUCUGUUCCAAUACUUGAGAAAUCUCAUGAACAAGAAUCUUCCAUUAGCUGCACAAAUGAUGUGAAUACUGGGACGGUGCCUCAUCAAGACAAUUAUGAUAGUACUGCUAUUUAUACCAAGAAAGGCAAAAAUAAGGCAUCUUUCUCAAGGAGAUCACCUGUGCAUGUGUAUAGUUACCAGAUCUUGGAAGCUGAUCUACUGCAAGUUGCAAAAAUAAUGGGUUUCGAGAAUGAAAUAGCUGUAACUGAUGAUAUCGGUGCUGCAAAUGCAAUUCUUGCAUCAAGUUCUGAAUUGAAGCAGAAUCCUUGGAUCCGUAGUGUUGCGAAAUACCACCAGUUGCCAGUAUUUGUUAUCAAGACAAAUACUAUGGCACAAAUUGUAAAGGCAGUAAAAAUGAUUCUAGGGAUGGAUACCAUUGGAUCUUUAUCAAAUGCCUCGGUAAAUCAUUUGGCAAAAGAUAUUGAAAUUGAAGAUGAUGCACCUAGAAGAAAACCGUCCUUGGAGGAAAUUGAUGCCUUGGAGGAGGUUCGACUGGCUAUCGAGUAUAUUGUAAUUCCUGGUAGGGAACCUGUGGAACUCUUGCCUAGAUGCUCAGAGAUAAUUGCCCGUCAGCUGGAGCUCGUGGAGAGCUACCAGCUUGCUGCAGAGAAAACAGGUACAGAGUUGAACUCCAGGCUGCAGAUUCUUCCCAUGAGGCUCGACAAGAAAAAUUCAUCUAUUCGUGGAUCGCAUUCAUGGAAGCAAGUGGGUUUAAAUUCAUCAUCUAGUGGGCACAGGGGUGCCAGUGUUUCUCGCCUGCCCCUUUUACCUGAGUUUUUGCACCUAUGGAAGAAUUGAUGAAAUGCAUAUCAUUCAUCUUCAGCAAUUGGAUGAAUUAUUCUGUUAUGUUUUCUUUUUUUUUUUGGUGGGUACAAACUUUGUGCUGUUAAUGUUUUCAUUGAGACCUGGUUACCUUCUC
This is a messenger RNA of Elaeis guineensis (African oil palm), 2437 nucleotides long. Its product is annotated as protein SEEDLING PLASTID DEVELOPMENT 1. NCBI's taxonomy places the organism in Eukaryota, Viridiplantae, Streptophyta, Magnoliopsida, Arecales, Arecaceae. The record is from RefSeq and is a predicted model, not a curated record. Gene Ontology annotation, molecular function: ATP hydrolysis activity.